AUGAAAAUAGAAGACAACUCUAACAACACUAGUACUGCUUAUAAUUCAGUAUACAAAGCGUAUUUAAUACAGAAAAAAAGCAUUGGUCUUGGCUUCGCAUCUUGGCGCCGAGUUUUUGCAUUAACUUUUGACAGAUUCUUGGUUAUUCAGCUUCAUCUCAGAUACCAGGAACUUGUAACUCACAAGCGUGUUGGUGCUGCAGUGAUCUCAGUCUGGGUGUUUAGUGCAUCAAUUUCCUUCCUACGUCAGUUGUAUGAUUCUCUUAUUAUGGGAGCUGUCAUUUUAGUUGUUUGUGUCACAAUUACAGGAUUGCUUUAUUGCAAGAUAUACGCAGCGGUACGACAUCACUGA
Molecule: messenger RNA, 351 nt
Organism: Porites evermanni
Lineage: Eukaryota; Metazoa; Cnidaria; Anthozoa; Scleractinia; Poritidae
Source: the annotation of a GenBank genome assembly